CAUGAGGAUUUGCGGUCGGUCGGUUUUCACAUCCGAGACCCCAAGUCUCCCGGCUGGCUCCGUCGCAUGACGCAGUGUUGCCUUUCGCCUCCUUAUUUUGUUUCCCCCUCGUGCAGCUUGACAUCCGCCCCUCCGGUGGAAUUGGCCAAUGGGACGUCUCUAACGGAACUUGGGGGCGGAGUAACGAGCGGGGUGGCCGCGAGGCGGUGAAUCCUUCCCGCCCCUGUCCGGGUCGGACUGUCCCGGCAGCCGGCGAGGGCGAGGUGGGAGCGUGUCCCGGGGGGAGCCGGGCCCGGACACCCGGACGCAUGCGUUGCCGCUGACCGCCGGGACCCGGCCAUGCCGAGGUUGGACAGCUACUGCGGGGCCGAGGGGCCGCUGAGCCCACGCUGGAUGAGCGGCGGCCUGAGCCCCUGCUUCUUCUUCACCGCCGCGCCCUCCGCGCUGCUCGGGCUGGGGACCCUGGCCCUGGGGCUGCGGCUGCGGCGGCUCUGCGCGCCACGGGCCCCGCCAGUCGCGGGGCCGGGCCCGGUCGCGCGCGGCCUCCUGCCCGGGCUGCAGCUGCUGCUGGGCGGGCUGCAGCCGCUGCUGCCCCUGGCGGCGCUGGCCGGCCGGGCCGCGGCCCCCGCCGGCGCCCCCCUCCCCGGAUACGUGCUGCUCGGGGCUCUGCUCGGGGCCGGCGCUGGCGCCUGUGCGCUGACGCUGCAGCUGCUGGAGCGGGCGCCGGCUGCGGGCCGGGCCGGCCACAGCGCCGGCCUCCUCCUCCUGUGGGCCGCGGCGCUAGCGGCCGAGAACCUGGCCCUGGUGUCCUGGAACAGCCCGCUGUGGUGGUGGUCCCGGCAGAGCCUGGGGCAGCAGGUGCAGUUCGGGCUGUGGGUGCUGCGCUACCUGGUCUUUGCGGGGCUCCUGGGCCUGGGGCUCUGGGGCCCCAGGCUUCAGCGCCAGACCUACGCCUUGCAGGUCAAUGGGGACGACCGCGACGUGGAGAGCAGCCAGCUCUUGCCACCUACCGGCUCCCCUAGACGCCCUUCCACAUGGCAAGAUCUUGGUCGGAAGCUACGACUACUGAGUGGCUACCUGUGGCCCAAAGGGAGCCCACUUCUGCAACUGGUUGUGCUUGUUUGCCUGGCACUCAUGGGCCUGGAGCGUGGACUGAACGUGCUAGUCCCUAUCUGUUAUAGAGAUAUUGUGAAUGCACUAACUGCAAAGGUCCCUUGGAGCUCUCUGGCCUGGAUCGUCUGCACUUAUGUCCUGCUCAAGUUCUUGCAAGGGGGAGGCACUGGCAGUACUGGAUUUGUGAGCAAUCUGCGAACAUUCUUAUGGAUCCGAGUGCAGCAGUUUACAGCACGUCAAGUAGAGCUGCGUCUCUUCACCCAUUUGCAUGAGCUAGCUCUACGUUGGCACCUUGGACGACGGACAGGAGAAGUGCUCCGAAUUGUCGACCGAGGCACCGCUAGUGUCACUGGACUGCUCAGCUACCUGAUAUUUAACAUCUUGCCGACCCUGGCCGACAUCAUCAUUGGCAUCAUCUACUUCAGCAUGUUCUUCAAUGCCUGGUUUGGCCUCAUCGUCUUCGUGUGCAUGACUCUCUACCUCACCUUGACGAUUUUAGUCACUGAGUGGAGAACCAAGUUUCGCCGUGAUAUGAACACACAGGAGAAUGCAACCCGAGCUCGAGCAGUGGACUCUCUGCUCAACUUCGAGACGGUAAAAUACUACAACGCGGAAAGCUACGAGGUAGAGCGAUAUAAAGAAGCUAUCAUCAAGUACCAGAGUCUGGAGUGGAAGUCAAAUGCAUCACUGGUUUUGCUAAACCAGACACAGAACCUGGUCAUUGGGUUGGGGCUCCUGGCCGGCUCUCUCCUCUGCGCCUACUUUGUCAGUGAGCAACAGCUCCAGGUCGGAGAUUUUGUGCUGUUUGGCACCUAUAUCAUACAGCUCUACAUGCCUCUCAACUGGUUUGGCACAUAUUACAGGAUGAUUCAGACCAACUUUAUUGACAUGGAGAACAUGUUUGAAUUGCUGAAGGAAGAAGCCGAAGUAAAGGAUGUCCCAGGGGCCCCACCCUUGCAAUUUCAGAGAGGAUACAUUGAGUUCGAGAACGUGCAUUUCAGCUACACAGAUGGGCGGGAGACCUUGCAAGAUAUCUCCUUUGCCGUGAUGCCUGGACAGACACUGGCCUUGGUGGGGCCCUCAGGGGCAGGGAAGAGCACAGUCCUGCGUCUGCUGUUCCGUUUCUAUGAUAUCAGCUCCGGCCACAUCCGAAUAGAUGGACAGGACAUUUCACAGGUGACCCAGUCUUCACUUCGGUCCCAUAUUGGAGUCGUGCCCCAGGAUACGGUCCUCUUCAAUGACACCAUUGCCAACAACAUUCGAUAUGGCCGGGUCCUGGCUUCAGACUUGGAGGUGGAAGCUGCUGCCCAGGCUGCUGGGAUCCAUGAUGCCAUCCUGGCCUUCCCUGAAGGCUAUGAGACCCAGGUGGGCGAGCGCGGGCUGAAGCUGAGCGGAGGGGAGAAGCAGCGUGUGGCCAUUGCCCGCACCAUCCUCAAGGCUCCAGACAUCAUUCUUCUGGAUGAGGCAACCUCGGCACUGGACACACCAACUGAGAGGGCCAUCCAGGCUUCCCUGGCCAAAGUCUGUGCCCUAAGAACCACCAUCGUGGUGGCACACAGGUUAUCUACAGUGGUCAAUGCUGACCAGAUCCUGGUGCUCAAGGACGGCUACAUUGUAGAAAGAGGAAGGCAUGAGGCAUUGCUGGCCCGAGGAGGGGUCUAUGCUGACAUGUGGCACCUGCAGCAGCAGGGCCAGGAUGAGGAGGGCACUGAAGGCACGAAGAGCCAGCCAGCACAGGAGGAUCCUCAGCCCCCCGGACCGUGACAGAGGUUGGGGGAAGCAUCCUCAUCAAUCCAGGCCCACGGGAGCCACUCGGCCAUGAGAUCCAGUCCUCAUCCCACUUUACCCUGUUCUUGGGGUGCACUUGUGGGAAUGACAUACCUCACCCCUCAGGGGAAAUGGAACCUCAGAAAUAAAAUAUAGAGUGAAACCUGA
Messenger RNA from Dromiciops gliroides (monito del monte), 3048 nucleotides. It is a transcript of the gene ABCB6, whose product is annotated as ATP binding cassette subfamily B member 6 (Langereis blood group). The record is from RefSeq and is a predicted model, not a curated record. Lineage: Eukaryota; Metazoa; Chordata; Mammalia; Microbiotheria; Microbiotheriidae. Gene Ontology annotation, cellular component: membrane. The coding region runs from base 340 to 2877 and encodes 845 amino acids. The transcript has 19 exons. Gene Ontology annotation, molecular function: ATP binding; ABC-type heme transporter activity; heme binding. Gene Ontology annotation, biological process: heme transport; transmembrane transport.